Lactuca virosa is the source of this 1786-nucleotide messenger RNA. Lineage: Eukaryota; Viridiplantae; Streptophyta; Magnoliopsida; Asterales; Asteraceae. The record is from the annotation of a GenBank genome assembly.
GUUAACAAAAUACAAGGACUGCAACAUCAAAUUAAUGAAAAGUCUUUCGUUUAAACUUUGAAACUUCGCUUAACAAAUCGAUCCCCCCUCUUCUCUCUCUAUCUCUCUCAUCUCCGUUUCGUCCCUCUCUACAAGGUUUUCGCUAGUGGUGUCAAAUAUCAAUUAGCCAUCAAUCAUGUCUCUGAGGCCAAGCGCAAGGACCGAGGUUCGUCGGAACCGUUACAAGGUGGCUGUCGAUGCGGAGGAAGGAAGGCGGCGGAGGGAGGACAACAUGGUUGAGAUCCGUAAGAACAAGAGGGAAGAGAACUUGCUUAAGAAGCGUCAAGUACUUUCGUCGUCUCAGCCGCUGUCAAGUGGUGUUCCGGUCCAAACAUCAACCGUUGAGAAAAAGUUAGAAAGUCUUCCUUCCAUGGUUGCUGGAGUUUACUCCAAUGAUAACAAUCUGCAGCUGGAGGCAACUACUCAGUUUCGUAAACUGCUUUCCAUAGAAAGAAGCCCACCAAUUGAGGAAGUUAUACAAUCUGGAGUUGUACCUCGUUUUGUCGAGUUCUUAAUGAGGGAAGAUUUCCCACAGCUUCAGUUUGAAGCUGCUUGGGCACUUACAAACAUUGCCUCAGGAACAUCUGAAAACACAAAAGUUGUAAUCGAUUAUGGAGCAGUUCCAAUUUUUGUCAAGCUUCUAGCUUCUCCAAGUGAUGAUGUUCGCGAACAGGCUGUUUGGGCUUUAGGAAAUGUUGCUGGUGAUUCUCCUAGAUGUCGUGACCUUGUUCUUGGCCAAGGUGCUUUGAUUCCUUUGCUUUCUCAGUUAAAUGAGAAUGCUAAGCUCUCCAUGCUCAGAAACGCCACCUGGACUUUGUCUAACUUUUGUAGGGGAAAACCUCAGCCUCCAUUUGAACAGACAAGGCCAGCUCUUCCAGCACUUGAGAGACUUGUUCAUUCAAAUGAUGAAGAGGUGUUAACAGAUGCAUGUUGGGCACUCUCUUAUCUCUCUGAUGGAACAAAUGACAAAAUUCAAGCUGUGAUUGAUGCUGGUGUUUGUCAACGCCUUGUUGAGCUUCUCCUUCAUCCAUCUCCUUCAGUUCUCAUCCCUGCACUUCGAACUGUUGGCAACAUUGUUACAGGCGAUGAUAUCCAAACUCAGCAUAUUAUCGAGCGAGGUGCACUUCCAUGUUUACUAAGCUUGUUGACACAUAACCACAAGAAGAGCAUCAAGAAAGAAGCAUGCUGGACAAUUUCAAACAUCACAGCUGGAAACAAAGAACAAAUACAAACUGUAAUUGAAGCUGGAUUAAUUGCUCCAUUAGUCAACCUUCUUCAAACAGCUGAAUUCGAUAUUAAAAAAGAAGCUGCAUGGGCUAUUUCAAACGCCACUUCUGGUGGAACCAAUGAGCAAAUCAAGUAUUUGGUGAGUCAAGGGUGUAUAAAGCCAUUGUGUGAUCUUCUAGUGUGCCCUGAUCCAAGGAUUGUGACUGUUUCCUUAGAAGGGCUUGAGAAUAUUCUGAAAGUGGGUGAAGUGGAGAAGAAUGCUGGGAAUUCUGGUGAUGUUAAUUACUAUGCACAGUUGAUUGAUGAUGCUGAAGGGUUGGAAAAGAUUGAGAAUUUGCAAAGUCAUGAUAAUAAUGAGAUUUAUGAGAAAGCUGUUAAGAUACUUGAGACUUAUUGGUUGGAUGAGGAAGAUGAAGCUCUGAAUGAAGGGGAAGGUGAAAAAUUACCAAUGAAACCCUAUUGGGGUGUUUCGGUUCAGAUCCGAUGGGUGCCCACCUGUGGAAGCAAUCCCUCCUUGUAA